GUGUAUUCCUAAGUAGUUGUUUCAUUCGUUUCUGCAAAAUUUUGGCAUUCAAUUUAUAAUAGUCGCGCAUUUUUAUUUGAAGACAAAAUUCUUACGUGAAAAUUAACUGAAUAAAAGUGUAAAAUAUUUUUUCUUCAGUUUUGUGUUCAGAAGAAGUACGUUGGAUUUUGUUUACAAAAAAUGAGUACUACUUCACAUCCUCAGCAAAUCUCAAGCCGUAGGACUUGCUCUGCAUUUAAUAAAGCAUUUAAGCUUUUAAGUUUUAAUUCAAAAUCAGCAAAUAAAAAAUUACAAAAAAAAACAUCGUUUAAUUCGUACAAUGAAAUUUCAAAAAUGUUGAACAAAAAUGGUAGCAUAUCAAGCAAUCAUUUCCGUGGAAUUCGAAGGCAAUUGAUUGACCAAUUUGCCACAUCUGCAUGUCAUUUGAUGACUAUUGAUGAUCUUUAUCAAGAAAUUCUUUUUGAAAUAUGCAAUAAUUGUGGAAGUGAGAGUUAUGACAUAUGUCCCGAUAUUCUUUUGGAAUUCGCGCAAGAAGUAUUUAAAAUAUCAAACACAAAACAUGAAGAUAUUUUGAGGAUGGCAAGACAAAAAGAGCCGCCUAAACUGCGUCUUAAUGUGGAAAUUAUUAAAGCAGAAAAUUUAUUGCCAAAAGACGCAAACGGAUUUUCAGACCCUUUUGCAACUAUUUACUUGGAGUCGAAUGCUUCGCACCGUUAUAAUACAUCUGUAAAGCAUACUACACUAAAUCCAAUUUGGGAAGAACAUUUUUCAUUACCUAUCAUUGAUAACCCUAAAGAGGAGGUACUGGUGGUAGAAAUAUGGGAUUUUGAUGCUGCAGAAACUAUCAAAGAAAAGGUUAAUAAAUUACUCGAUGUAAAAGGAGUUAAGGGACUAAGUAAGCUGAUGAAAGAAAUUGCUCAAACCGCAUCUACGGGAAAACAUGAUAAUGAAUUAAUUGGCCGCGCAGCAAUUACUCUGAAGUCAAUUUCUAAUUCAGGUUUAACUGUUUGGUACAAUUUAGAAAAGCGUUCUAAAACAAAAAGUCGAGGAUCGGUUUUACUCAACAUGACAUUGAGUGCUGAAAAGAAUAAACGUGUUGCUCUUCAAGAGCAUAAACACUUAUUAAACCUAUUACUGAUUCAUGAGUUGGAAAGCUCCCAAGUAGCUGAAUACUGGUGGAAUGGCAAAUUUACUACAAAUGCGGAACUUGUUCGUUCGCAACAUGCAGUUCAAAGUGGCCUUACAAACUUUGAUUGCGCUCUUUGCCAAUGGGUGGUGUACUCGAAAAUCCAUGAAAAUCAUAAAUUAAAUUUUAUUCUCUUUAACAAUAUUCUAGAUAUUGUUAUACCCACCCUAAAAUUACUUCAAUCAGAUUGUGAAGACGUAAAAACGUUUUGGGAUGGUGUGAAGCGAGUUUUGCCGUCAUGCUUUUCAAUUGUGCGAAAAAUUCGCGCUAGAAAUGUUAGUGAUAAACAUAUUGUUAGCACACUAUGCGAUAUUUUAGAUAUUAUUUCGAAAAUCAAAGCGUUGGGAGAACCAGUGAUAGACAUAUUUCCUGAAAAUAUUUAUGGUUUUAUUAGCCUAAAGAAACAGGAUGUAGUGAACAUUGAUCUAGUUCUAGAAGCAGUUAUAAAUACUGCUACAAAAGAGUGGUUGGAAUAUAUUAUGGAAGGAAGUAAGCCACAUACACGUGAUGAACACAAUGACGAAGAAAACUUACAGUUUCUUAUAAAACUCAUUCAAAUGGUGCGAUCUGAUUUACAAAGAGGAAUGGAGCAUUUUGAUAAACACUUUUAUCAAAAACUAAGAAUUAACUAUUCGGGCAUCCUUUUCAAAUAUUAUGAUUUAAAUUUGUUCGAUGAAUGUAAAGAAAUAGUUGAGAACGUUUGUGCAAAUAUUAAAAGAAUGGAAAUACCGGACGACACUUUGGAGUUUUCCAAUUUUUUGGAUGAAGAGUCUCUCAACAUGGGAACAACACUAUUCGAACUAUAUUUGGUAYUAAAGCGGUUUGUUUCCUUAGGUAGAUCGAUAUGUACAAAUUGCGAGUUAGCACUAGACAAGUUUUAUUCUUGGUUUAUGCCUGGCGUUACUCAUUGGCUCGACAUUUCAAUUGUUAAAGCUUUAAGUCGUAUUGAUAAAGCCAUUGAACUGGAUCAAUUGCAGGCUGUUGAUGAUACGGUAAAAUAUAGCUCAUCAGCAGUGGAUACUCUAGCUAUAUUUUAUCAAAUAAAGAUAUUCUGGCAUCAACUAGAUUGGCCAGAUAUUGAAGGAUCAUACACUUUUGUUGCCAAAAUUAUUGAUGAUGUUUGUCGGUGUUGUGUAUUUUACUCCAAGAGAAUGUCGCGGCAUGUGGAAUCUCAAACAACGGAGAAUGAUUUAUUUAUUGUUUCAGCCGAAUGGUGUUUUGCAAUCAAUAACAUCGACUAUAUUAGACAAAGUUUACCUACAUUCAUUACGGAGCUAGAAAUAGAUGGUCUUAUAAAAAAAAUCAGUGAUUUCCGGACCAACCUCGACGCAGAUCGCUGUGCCUCCACGAUAAAUAGUUUAAUUGAAAAUGCAUUGGAUACUCAAAAAAAUCAAAUUUUAGAACUCAUUGAUAUUGUUGGCAGGAAAAUGGCUCCUUCGAUUAAACGAUUUCUAGCGGAAGGUGCUGAAGUUUUAUAUGAAAAUUCCAAUUCCAUGGAAAAGCUCAUGAUGUAUAUGGAAUCAUCUUUAAAAACAUUAUAUAAUACCUUAAAUGAAGUUAACUUUGCGCGGAUCUUAGAUGCUAUUUGGAUCGAACUUUCCGUUGUGAUGUACGAUCUUAUACAAUCAAAUUUAGAU
This is a messenger RNA of Bactrocera latifrons, 2823 nucleotides long. It is a transcript of the gene stac, whose product is annotated as protein unc-13 homolog 4B. The record is from RefSeq and is a predicted model, not a curated record. NCBI's taxonomy places the organism in Eukaryota, Metazoa, Arthropoda, Insecta, Diptera, Tephritidae.